Molecule: messenger RNA, 6728 nt
Organism: Cuculus canorus (common cuckoo)
Lineage: Eukaryota; Metazoa; Chordata; Aves; Cuculiformes; Cuculidae
Gene: GRK7
Product: G protein-coupled receptor kinase 7
Exons: 4
Coding region: 4369-6024 (551 amino acids)
Biological process (GO): signal transduction; protein phosphorylation; regulation of signal transduction
Cellular component (GO): cytoplasm
Molecular function (GO): ATP binding; rhodopsin kinase activity
Source: RefSeq, a predicted model, not a curated record
AGGCAACGGUCAGUCUUAUUGCAGGGAUUCCGGCAGCUGGAAAAAGAUACAAUACAUUAACAAAGGCAUCUGUUAAGGUUGGAGCCUUAACUGUCAGAGCAUGGAAAUGUGGUGGUGCAGGUUAUACUUAAGUACGUUUAUUUAAUGUGUUUGCAUAGAUAAAUUAAUUAAUUUGAAAGGGUGACCUUAUCUGGAAGUCUGAUGCACUGCAUAGUUUACUGUCAGGAUAAAGACAUUGUUUUCUGAGUAAUGUACACCAGAACAGUCACUGAGUUUUCUAGAAAGCAUUCAGUUCUUUAAUCUAAAAUGAAUAGCGUGUAAAGCAUUUUCUGUGUGCUUUUUACAUCACUGUAUGAAACAUUUCUGAUUUAGGUUUUCUUUAUGAAUUUAGAAAAUUUUGUUCUGUUGUAUCUCUAAGUCUGUUGCUGUAUUACAUUAUAUACAUGAUUUCUAGUGUUAGAAUCUACCCACAGUAAUAAUUUUUAUUUAUAUUUCUGUUAAAGAUCAUGUAUUUUUAAUCCAGAGACUUUUGGUACAAAGACACAUAUUUCAUAUCAGUUAACUCGAGGCGUAAACAAUCUCGCUGAUGAGCUGACUGAUAAAGAAGGCAAUCAAAGCUGGUAAUUUAAAUAUCGCAAGCAAAGCAGGUACUAAUUAAACCCAGGGAAAAAUGUUAAAUUUUGGUUUCAUGAAAAUUCAGUUAAUGGAAGUGUCUUUGUCAUCAUUUUAUUGGUUACACUGUUUUGGAAGUGGAAGAAAACGUUUCAUUUUUGUGGAAAUCCUCAAUAUAUUGUCUUUUUUACAUGAAUUGUGUGAUUUUUUUUUUUUCUUGCAAACAUUUAAGCGCUUGCCUCUGAUGUUAUCUUUUCCCUGAAUAUCCAAAUUAUCUGGGUUGUGUUGUUGUUUUUUUUUUACUAUGUAGUAGAGAGGUUAAAUUACUGCUCUAAGUCUGUAACAAAUUCAGGCUUAAUAAAACGGUCAAUAAACUUGGGCAAAAUUGAAGCAAGAUUAUAUGCAUAUCAUUGUUUACUUCAGAAUUGUAAUCUUAAAUGUUUAAGAUUAAUGUAUUUCUCAGCAGAUGUAUUUGUCUGGUUCCUUUUACUUGAAGUAUAUUUGAAGAGGUUUAUCUUCACUGUAUAGAGCAGUACGUGGCAACCUUUGUGUCAUCAAGCACACACGCAGAGUUCACUGUGUUAUUGUUUAAUACUUGUAAUUUUGUUUUUAAAAUGUUUCGACUUUUUCAAAUAUAGCUUUUGUCUCAUUACACACUUAAGAUAAAAACCCCUCUGUGUCACUGUCAGUGUGUCACAUCACAUUGUUAUUAUCCCAGAUAAUAUCUGUCUUGCAAUUGACAACAAAUGUCAGACGGGUUAACAGCAGUCAUGAAGUGCCUAUAGUGUAUGUGCAGUGGAGUAUCGCUGUUUGUGUAAAUGAGUUCUUCCUAAAUUAAUUGCGAAAGAAAAUCUGGUUGGAUGUGGAAAAGACUUUUAGCUGUCAAAGUUAAACUGUAUCUUAUCUACCACCUAUUUCUUCUGCCAGAAUUUAGUCCCAAGCUUCAUCCUCUAACCUCUUAUUAAUUCCAUCCAGUCCCAUCAAAGGGCUUUUUUCAUUUUGCUUUGGUUUGCUGGUGGAUAUGGAAAGUACCAAAGUAAUUAUCACCCUCCUUUCAGUUCACACAUGUGACAAGAGUAGUAGGAAAGUUUUCUAAAGUGUCAGCUCAAGGAGGUGUUAAUGCAAAUGGGGUGUUAGGAAAGUUAAUACUGAAAUCGAAGCAGUUGAUAUUUGCAUCUGUCUGUUCAUAUGUUAUAGGUAUCUUGUUGACCAGUAACUAGAGUUUCACCCAGAAUAUAAGGUAAUGAAUUUUAAAUCCUGCAUAUUUUCUCUGUAGUUUAGACAUAGUUGGCUUAAAUCCCUAUCUUUCUAUGAGUUUUGUACCAGAGACAUUUUCUUCUGUUCCAAAUCAUACCCUGGUAUUCGUUUAGCAUAUUUCUCUGUAAGUACCCGGUUUUAGUCCUGUAUUUUUUCACCUCUUGUACAAGCAAAAUGAAUCGGUUUUGCUUCUCACCCAAACAUACUGUCUUAUGAGUACGUAACACUAACUUAAAUAGCAGUUAUUGACGAAUAGAUUAAUGCUGAUCUACUUUUCUCCACUAUUUAGCAAAUGCUGGGCAGUUUUGGAUAAUGCAGCAAGUCAAGCUAGAGUCUUCUCUCAAAAGGAGCUAGAGCAAUGGACGUGUAUCCAAAGAUUGUAUUGUUUCACUUUGCUUUUUAUGAAGUUAUGUUCUUUCAGAGAAAGUUUAUGUUUCAUAGAAAUCGGGAGAGGUUCUGAUUAACAGAGCAGAAUGAUUUUCAGAGAGCUGUGAAUGUCUUUCUCAUGCAGAUAUGAUCAAUAUUAGGUUUUUUCUUGAUUCGCCUAGACAUGAAUAUGUCAAUAGCUGGUGUAAGCUUGAGUUCACCCUUGGGUCCCAGCCUACCAGCCAUUUGUGCUGCUGCUGUUUGAGCUGCAGUGGCAUUCUUGCUAAAUGUAUCAAAGUCCCUGCUGAAUUUUAGGACCUGAAAUUAAAGCCUUUAUUACCUGCUUUCUUGCCUUCCUGCACCUAGGAGACUACUGGAAAACAUUGCUGUGGGCACCAUUUUCAGGAAAGCCACCAGCGGAAUUUCACAUUUCUUCCUUUGCCUUUUACCAGCUUUGCUUACCCUGCUGGCUGUGUUAAGCCCUUUAUGUAACCUCCUGCCUUGUGCCUGUGUUCACCUGGCAGAAUUAGUGAUCGCCGUACAAGCAAGACUUUCAGAUACUCUGCUUCAGAGUAUACCACGUUCUCACGCAGCAGAGCAGUUUGUAGUGGAUGGCCCUCUCGAUCACAGCUAGAAAAACACUCGCACCUCUCAUCUAAUUUUGUAGAGCCCAGGCAUGAGUUACAUGUCAAAUGGAUUCAAUGCAGGCAGGAUUAAGCAUGUAAAACCAAAACACUACAUAGUAGCAGAGUGAGAAAAAGCAGCCAAGGAGAGCUUAGCACUUUCUGUAGGGAGUCUGAGAAGUACCUUUAAUGUUUAGUUUUGUGAUUCAGCUCUUCAGCGUGCUCUGAGACUGUAAAAAGAGAAAAGGAAACUUGACCUUGACCUCAAGUGUACAGCUUGAACCCACUGCUACUGGAAGAAUCGUCAAAUUGCUUUUCCUGCUCCCAUAAUACCUUCCUUACGUUUAAAGAAAAUUUAGCAGCCAAACCACAUGACCUCACAGCAGAAGGGGAUUUAGCCUAGCAAAUGCCACACAUUAUUUUCAUUCUUUUGGGACAAAAAUGGAGCCCAGCCUUCCUAGUAGGCAGCGAGUGAAUGGAGUGAGGUGGAGUUUGCCUUCACCUGAUUAUUAUCAUCAACUUUGUCCCAUUGUUGAUGCCACUUCAGCCAUACGCUGUUGCCACCUUCUCAUCCUACCACUUGCUGUCAUAAAGCUCAACAGGGAAAAUCAACUGAGGCCACAAUAACAUGCAAGUGUCUUGGCAAGAUUUGACUGAUCAUGUGAAGUGUUUUUUCUUUUCUGUGGGAAGGAGAUGAAGUCAGAACUGUAUGUUGUUUCAUAUAUAGGGAUCAUUAUUUUUAGACCACCAUCAGGUCUUAGUCUAUGCAUGUAAUCCGCUCAGACAGGGCCACAUGAGGCAUCAAGGUUUCCACGGGCUCAGAGUCAUUGAUGUUGAGCAUAAGUGGAAUUUUGGAAGCGUGGAUGCUCAGAGCACUGAAUUGUAUGAUAAUUUAAAGCUCAAUGACUCAUGUUCAUCUAUGUCAACUUCUGUUUCAGGCACAGCGGAGUUGUGAUAAAAGCUUUUUAUAAAACUGGAUCCUAGCUUGUAUAAUCCUUAGUACAUUGGUGUUCUUGUGUCGAGCGAGGGCAGUGCGGGGGUGUCCUGUUAACUGUGGCCAGAGGGCUACCGAGUUUGGAGUCUGCAUGUAUUACAGACAGGAAUCUUCACACGUCCUCAGCAGCCUGGGACAGUGCAUAUAGAGGGAAUCUUCGUGCAUUUAAGGGUUAUCAGGGCCCAUCCUGAAAAACACCAUGUGAAGUGUGUGUGUUUGGUGCUGCCAGUGUGAAGGUCUGCCUAGGAUGUCAUCCCUCAGCUAUACAUAGCAAGCUCAAAGCUCCUUACAGAGAAACCUCUUACCAAUCACUUUCCACAAAUGGUGCAUAUACCUAAAGGUACUUAGUGAAAAUCCUUGAGAGGUAUUUAAUGCAAAAGCAGUUAGUCUCUGGUGUUUUUCAGAAGCCCACACACACCACUAGCCGGGAGAAGUGCAGGGCAGCUACCACCCAGCACUUGGGCUGGUUACUCGUAUUGUCUCAGCCAGGCUCUGCCACCCUAAGAGCUUGCCAACAUGUGUGACAUGGGGGGGCUUGACAACCUGAUUGCCAACACGGCCUAUCUGCAGGCAAGGAAGAGCGGAGAUGGAGAUACCAAGGAGAUGCAAAAGAGACGUAGGAGCCUCUCACUGCCCAAGAUUGAUCAAUGUGGAGACAUUAGACAGUCCAUUGCUGCUGACUAUGAAAGCAUCUGUGAGCAGCAGCCCAUUGGCAAGAAAUUCUUCAGAGACUUCUUGGAGACAGUGCCAGAACAUUUGGUAGCUAGGGACUUCCUGGAUGAGGUGUCAAACUGGGAGCUGGCAGAAGACAAUGCCAAGAGCAGUGUCAUGGAGAAUAUGAUCACCAAUUUUCUUAAGGCAGGCUCCAAAAGCUAUCUGGCUUACAUGAGUUCUGACUUGGCCAGCAAAUGCGAGGCAGCUAUGGCGAAAGACUACGAGAAUGUUGUACAGUUAGCCAAGGAGGAAACCAAACGCUUCCUUCAAGGCAAGCCCUUCGCGGACUUCCAGACCAGUCCCUUCUAUGACAAAUUUGUCCAAUGGAAAGUCUUUGAGAAGCAGCCUGUAACUGAUAAAUAUUUCUAUGAGUUCCGAGUGCUGGGCAAAGGUGGCUUUGGAGAGGUUUGUGCCAUCCAGGUGAAAAAUACUGGCAAGAUGUAUGCCUGCAAGAAACUGGAUAAGAAAAGGUUGAAAAAGAAAGGUGGAGAGAAGAUGGCACUACUGGAGAAAGAGAUCCUGGAGAAGGUCAACAGCCCUUUCAUAGUCACACUAGCUUAUGCCUAUGAGAGCAAAUCUCAUCUGUGUCUCGUCAUGAGCCUCAUGAAUGGCGGGGAUUUGAAGUAUCAUAUAUACAAUGUGGGGAAAAGGGGUUUGGAGAUGAACAGGGUCAUCUAUUACUCUGCUCAGAUCACCUGUGGGAUUCUGCAUCUCCAUUCCAUCAAGAUUGUGUACCGGGACAUGAAACCAGAGAAUGUGCUCCUGGAUGAUAACGGUAAUUGCAGACUGUCUGAUCUUGGGUUGGCAGUGCAAGUCAAGGAGGGGAAAAGCAUCACCCAGAGGGCGGGAACAAAUGGUUAUAUGGCUCCAGAAAUCCUGAAAGAAGAAAAUUACAGCUAUCCCGUGGACUGGUUUGCUAUGGGAUGUAGUAUUUAUGAGAUGAUCGCUGGGCGAACACCAUUUAAGGAUUUCAAAGAAAAGGUCAAUAAGGAUGAGGUUAAAAGAAGAACUCUGGAAGAUGAAGUGAAAUUUGAACACACCGACUUUACAGAGGAAGCAAAAGAUAUUUGCCGGCUGUUUUUGGCCAAGAAACCAGAGAAUCGUUUAGGAAGCAGAAAUGAAGAUGAUGACCCGAGAAAACAUAGUUUCUUCAAAACAAUCAAUUUCCACAGGCUAGAGGCAAACCUUAUUGACCCUCCGUUUGUGCCAGAUCCAUCAGUUGUCUAUGCCAAAGAUGUUACAGACAUUGCUGACUUCUCUGAAAUACGAGGAAUUGAGUUUGAUGACAAAGAUAAGAAAUUCUUCAAAACGUUUGCGACAGGUGCUGUCCCUAUACCGUGGCAGGAGGAAAUUAUUGAAACGGGACUGUUUGAGGAACUGAAUGAUCCCAACAGAGUAGAAUCUGGGGGCUACGCAAACGGAGGUGAAGCUAAGUCAGGAGUUUGUUUGUUGUUGUAAAUAUCACAUCAUUAACAAAAAGAGUAACACCUCAGAACUUCCCAUAUUCUGACAUUGUUUCAGAAACUCGGUGCAUCCGUUUAUGAAGAAGCAAUCAGUGUAAGAUGACGUUGACAGGAUCACCAGCUGAACAGACUGUUAUUGUCCUUUGCUGCAACAAAGGAGAUCAUCUUUUUGUUUUACUGGAGAUUUCUCAAGAUAAAUAACCAUAUUUCUCUAAGAAUCUUAGAAUGAUAGAAAUUCUGAAAUACAGAAAAUACAGUACUGAAAUACAAAAAAAGCAGUAAUAGAGUGAAGAGGCACCACCUUUUGAAAAUGACUGACUACCAUUUUGAAUACAGUGAUUAGGUGGUUUUCUGUCUAUUUUCUUGUUAUUUCCACUAACAUUUCCUCUUUGUUCUACAGUUUUCAGGAAAGAUUUUUUAAUUUUCAAGUAAUAUGCUCAGUUAGACAGUGGAGCUCAAAUACUGUGUCAAACCUGGAAUCUUGUCAGUUAGCCAGCCUGUCUGUUGUUUUCUUAAUUUCUGUUAGUUUUUUGAUGGUUUGAUUGUAAUAUGAUCAAAUUGUCAUAAAAUGUAAAAAGAAGGCUCUACAUAUUACUAGGAAAUAGGACCAACAGGAUUAAACUCUUUUCAGAGUUGAUUUUAACAGAAUGAAGAUAAGAUUGCACCGAUUUAAUUGAAUAAAGCAUCUAUUAAUUAUUA